GUAUAUGUUAUAUGAGUGUAAGUGUAUGAAAUAAUAAUGACUGUGACUGACACUAUUUGGAUGUGUUUGUAAUUAAAUGGCGAUUCUUGCACAGUGUUGUACUGUGUACAUUAAUUCUGUGAAAAUAACUAUUUCUUCUAAAAAUAAUCGUGUUGUAUGAAUAUAUUUUUUAUUGCUGCAUAUCCAAAAUGCGUUCUGUGGUGGAAAUAGGUGCGAGCGUCCCAGCUUUCCUUGGAAAGUUAUGGAAAUUAGUGAAUGAUGCCGAGACAAACCAUUUGAUUUCAUGGAGUCCCGGUGGAAAAACAUUUGUAAUAAAGAAUCAAGCAGAUUUUGCAAGGGAACUCUUACCACUCUAUUAUAAACACAAUAAUAUGGCAAGUUUUAUCAGGCAGUUGAAUAUGUAUGGCUUUCACAAAAUCACAUCAGUGGAAAAUGGUGGACUGCGAUAUGAAAAAGAUGAAAUUGAAUUUUCACAUCCAUGUUUUAUGAGAGGUCAUGCUUAUCUCUUAGAGCACAUAAAGAGAAAGAUUGCAAAUUCAAAGUCGAUUGUAAGCAGUGAUAGCGGAGAGAAAAUUUUGCUGAAACCAGAAUUGAUGAAUAAAGUGCUAGCAGAUGUUAAGCAAAUGAAGGGCAAACAGGAGAGUUUGGAUGCUAAGUUCAGUGCUAUGAAGCAAGAAAAUGAGGCCUUGUGGAGGGAGGUGGCCAUACUUCGUCAGAAACAUAUAAAGCAGCAGCAAAUUGUAAAUAACCUCAUUCAAUUUCUGAUGUCCAUGGUGCAGCCAGCUAGGGCCCCCCAGGCCAAUAACAGCAAUGUUGGGGUAAAGAGGCCUUUUCAGCUUAUGAUAAAUAAUGCUGCUUACAAUUCAGGGACAGACGGUUACCCAGGGAAACUCAAGAAUGUAAAACUUGAAAAAGAAACAUUGGAAGAGUUAAUUGAUGAUAACUUGGAAGAGGGGCCCACUAUCCAUGAAUUAGCUCAUGAUGACAUUUUACAUAAUGAUGCUUCUCAAGAAUCAAUAGAUCCCGAAGACUAUGUUACUGUAGGUGUUCCACUGGUUAAUUCCAAUGUUGCUACAGAACAAAGUUCGGUGGAUCCAGCUAAUAUUCAAUACCAGGUCACUUUAGAGGAUGGGGAUGAUGUAGAAUCAGAAACACCAGGAACAGUGUUUUUCCCUAUUGUUGAGUCCACUACAACAUCUUCACCCACUGUGACUACACCGGGAUCUCCAGAACAUAUCAAAUAUGUAGUGGUUUCACCUGGGACUUCAAAACUCAAAACUAGAAACACAACAAAAACUUCAAAACCUGCACAGAAUAUAAAGUCCUUGGUGUCAUCAAGUAAUUUCAAUUCUAUGAACCCUUCAGCUGAUUUGAAGCUGCCUGCUGAGAUUUUUGCCAGUGAUGACUCGGUCAGUGAUGCUGGUGUUCCAGUAUCAGAUGAUAUAUCGGUACAGAACUUAUUAAAUGAUAUUGUAUCUGACUCGAACCCCAGCUCCUCAUUUACCAAAGAUAAAAUGCUUGGAGGAAUAAAGCUAGACAAGGCAAACAUAAAACCAGUAUCCAAAAAGGCCAAGAAAACAACUAAAAAUAACACAGAUUAUGAGAACUUGGCAGAUAUUAAGACAGAACUCCAAGAUGGCAUUGACUGGAGCAUUGCGACAGUUAACAAUAAUUCUAAUGCAAACAGAUUUCAAUCCAGGAGUAGGAGGGAUAACAACGGGAUAAGUCGAGAGGAACUUUCUUCCCUCUGUGCACCCAAUACAAACAAAAACGACAUUGAUGAUCAUUUGGACACUAUGCAGUCAGAUUUGGAAUCACUAAAGGAACUUUUAAGAAGUGACUCUUACUCCUUGGACACUAAUACUUUGAUGGGGACUGCUGAGGCGAGCAUAGGACCUAUGAUGUCCUUCGCCAUUCCUUCCUGCCAACCAACCACAAAUCCAUGUUUAUUUGGAUCAGAUGAUCCCUUCUAUGGACUCUCUUAUAACUUGAACGAUCGGGCGAAGCCGUCUAACAGUGCUGAAGAGAAUCAGCUUAUCUCGUAUACAGGGAAUAUUCCAGACUUUGAAGACAUAGAUAUGCCAGAACUGGAGGGUGAUAAUUCACAAGAAGCCGUCGCGGCGCCUUCGCCCUGCCCUUCCACCUUGAACACCCCGCAAGUGGAGGUACACUCGCCGGCCACAUGGAAGUUAAAACCAUGAGGCAAGUCUAAGAAAAGAUGUAGCAGGAAAAAGAAGUGAAAGUGAUUUGGACUUUGUAAUUUUGGUCUAGUUAGAGAUUAGCGUCAUACUGGUGUCAAUUUUAUUGAUAUAUCAGUCACUUUGUCUGAUCGUAUAUUGUAUAAACUAAAGUUAACCUAAAGAGUUUGUAAGUUCUUGUACAAUAUUGUUAAAUGUAUAGUGAUAAGUAGUAUAGUGAAAAACUAAAAAUCUCGUUUUAUGGAUUUCCAUAUGAGGACUUUUUGUGACACAUCUAGACAAAAAGUAAUAUCGUGUUCAUUCUGAGCAAUGUCUUAUCGUCAGAUGACGUACUAAAUUCAUUAUAUAUUUAUUUCAAAAAAUAACGAAGCUAUAAGGCUGUGCCUGUAACAAUAACGUGCUGCAUACUUUGGUAGGUAUUGUACUUAUCUAAAAAGAAUUUUGUUUAAUUUUUGUAUAAUAGGUACGUAUCCUACCUAUUUGCAUUUUUUUGGUAUCACUUAAGUAUUAUAACGUCUGCCUGUGAUCUGAUUCCCGAGAUGAACUGGUCUUUCCAUGGGUAGAAUGUAAUAAUAAGACUAAUCAACAAAUACAAAUUCUUCAGUAUAUUUGGAAGAUAUGUUGAAUAAUAAAAUAAUAAAAAAAACUUGCUUCAGCUGUGCCUUAAUGAAAAGAAUAAAAAUAAACUCUUAUAAAAGACGUGCAAUAUGUGAGUAAAAGGGUGUCGCGCAAAGCGGGAAGCUCUUAGUCUUUUGAUCUUACUUAUGGUAUUAACUAGUCAUAUUGUUUGAUCUAAUCUGCUUUUAAGUAAGAUACGCAUUUUUUUCUUUGAAUAUUAAAUUUUAUCGUCAUUUUGUUGUAAGUGAAUAUUUAACUCAAAAUUUCUGUAUGAUUUUUUGUGAUUUGAAAUUCAAUAUAAUUUUUAAUUUUUUGGCUAUUUUCUCCACUAUAGAAACAAAAGCAAACAUCUUUACAAAUUACCAAUAAGUUUGUGCUGUGCCCGUCGGACAUUACAAAAAAAAUUAUGAAUGCACAGCCGAAAUUACUUUCGCUGAAAUAAGAUUUUUGGGGCAAGAAUUGUAAAAAUAUAUCAAAAUAGCUGUAGUUAAUGAUGCUGCAAAAUAGCUGAGCUAAGAAAGAACCCAAUAUUUUUUCUGAGUGCGUUCUAGAUUUUAUGAUAACGACACAGGGUGAUCACGAUGCGUGAAACGAUUUUUUGUGGUUAAUAUAGACGUGCAGUUAAACUGCGGCAAUUGAUUCUAUCAGAAGCAUAACAACUUUAGGAUAUUUGUAUAAUUAUUGUUUGUUGUAUAAAGUAAAUUUUUGAAUGUUAAACACAAGCUUUGGUAACCGUUUGGUCUGUAAAUUGUAUUCAUAUGGAUUGUGAUUUUUUUGACUUGGUUUGUAUUAUAGUGAAGACAAUACUGUCAUCACCAUUCAACAAACUUGAAGUUGUGUAAAACAACAGCCCAUGUAUAUAAUGUGUAUAUUUAAAGAUAUUUAAGAUUAGGUACUUACUUUUAUAAGAUAUCAUCUUGUUUGUACAAACACACCAUCCUCCUAAACAAUUAACUAGAUAUGUGAAUUAACAGCACAUUUUCAUAUAAUCAUAAAGUACAAAAUUCUAAUUGCAAAGUGCAGGAUUAUUUGAUGUCUUUGUUAGACGUGAGGAGUAAAUUGCGGUUUGAAUUGAGUUACACUGUACAUUCUACUAAUAGAAUGAAUGUACGUAUUGGUGGGAUCGCUGAAUAAAAUUUUAUUAAACUAAGUGUGUCCUUGAGGUUCUUAUAUGAAGAAAAUAUCCCAAAAAUUGCAUAUGGUAACUUCAUCAUGACAUCAAGGAGUGAAAACCAUAUUUUGAUACCAGUUUAUUUACUUGUUCUCCACUAGACAACAUACUUUAUCAUUGUAUUCUUAUCAUAUUUCACGUUGUCUUUUGUGUCAUAAAAUUAUAAUUUUACAUAACAUAUGUAUAUUAUUAGUUCUAUGCAAAAUUGUUAAGUUGUAAAAUUUAUUAAAUUAGCCAUUGUAUAAUAACAUUAUGCUAUUAUGAACAAACUUUGCUAGACUAAGAUACUUUUAAGAAUGUACUUUUAUUUAAUUAUAAGUUAUUUUAAAAAUAUAUUGUAUUAAAAGAUUGCU
Messenger RNA from Amyelois transitella, 4340 nucleotides. It is a transcript of the gene Hsf, whose product is annotated as heat shock factor protein. The transcript is spliced from 10 exons. The record is from RefSeq and is a predicted model, not a curated record. Gene Ontology annotation, biological process: regulation of DNA-templated transcription. The coding region runs from base 189 to 2201 and encodes 670 amino acids. NCBI's taxonomy places the organism in Eukaryota, Metazoa, Arthropoda, Insecta, Lepidoptera, Pyralidae. Gene Ontology annotation, molecular function: sequence-specific DNA binding; DNA-binding transcription factor activity.